Marchantia polymorpha subsp. ruderalis is the source of this 1923-nucleotide messenger RNA. Lineage: Eukaryota; Viridiplantae; Streptophyta; Marchantiopsida; Marchantiales; Marchantiaceae. The record is from the annotation of a GenBank genome assembly.
AUGUGUCGUACGAUACGUUCCCAGUCCGUGGACUCCAGCUGCUCGUUUCUUGUCUGCGGGAGAAGAGAGUUUAAACAGAGGAGAGGAGAAUUGGGCCACCAGCAUCCAGCAACCAGCAAGCAAGGAAGCGAGCAGCAAGCAAGCAAGCAAGCAAGCAAGCUCAGAGAAGACGCCAGACACGAAACCGGAUGGUGGUGAAUGCGCAUUUGGACUGAACACGCAAAAUACAAAUAUCGGUGGAUUGGGUGUUGGGUGGUGGUGGUGGUGGUGGGUAAGGAGAAUUGAGGGAGGAGAGCGAGAGGAGGAGGAAAAUAAUUUUAAAAGAUUGCGGUCUGAGUGGAGAAGAGUGGAAACGAGCAGAGCACAGCGGAUGAUGGGAUGCCACUAUAGUGGAGGAUUGGUGCUUGAGGGUGCGAUGAGAUUGCGUACGCGGAUCUUGCCUUAUCAAUUUGGCCCUUGUCCGGUAAGCGGAAGGGGGCGAUGGAAAAUCAGGUUGGAAGGUACAAGAGUUCCUGCAGAUCGAUGCCUCCGUGCAUCUCUGAGUCCCGAGCAUCGUCGGUCCGUCCACUUCGAGGCCGUGGCGACUCAAGUGGAGACAUUGGCUCUUAAGCUCGCGAAACAGGCGGGCGCUUUGAUACGCGAGAAGUCAGGGAAAGCCUUACAGGUUGACACGAAGGAAGUGAGGUAUGAUUUGGUCACUGAGGUGGACAAGGCAUGCGAACGACUUUUGAAAUGUGAAGUCCGGAAUGUUUUCCCUGAGCAUGACUGGGUUGGGGAAGAAACUGCCACGGAACUUGAGUUGAAAAAAUUGGUCACAAAUUCUCUGUCUGCUCCUUGGACGUGGAUUGUAGAUCCUAUCGAUGGGACACUCAGUUUCGUCGAUGGAGUGCCGCUAUCAGUGGUAUCCAUCGGAAUUGCAUAUAGGAACUCGAUGGAAAUAGGAGUCAUCUACAAUCCUUACCACGAUGAACUCUUUCACGCUAGAAGAGGCCAAGGUGCUUUUUUGAAUGGCAAUCCUAUCAAAGUUUUACUUCCUGAAACUGAACUUGAGGAUACUACAGUCACUUUUGGAAUCCCAUCCAAGCCGGAUAAGCGCGUUGCAAUGCUGAAAGAUGUAACCAAAGUUGCUCUACACUGCCGUUCUCUCAAAGCAUUGGGCUCUGCGGCUUUGCACAUGAGCUAUGUAGCAGCCGGGCGGUUUGGAUGCUUCUUUGAAAAUGAUUUGAAGCCAUGGGAUUAUGCAGCAGGAUGGUUGAUAAUUGAGGAAGCUGGUGGUCGCGUGACUGAUUUGGAAGGAAAGCCUCAAACUUUACUGGGUGGGCCGAUUCUAGCUUCUAAUGGAGGCAUUAUCCACGAUCGCAUGGUGGAAUUGCUCAACUUGGACUGAAGUACAAGAAAAACGACCACGGGAGCUUCUACCGACAUCAUAUCCGGAGAAAGUUCUCUGCUGUGUGUGUGGAUAGCAGAUUCGUCGAUCGUUAGAUGAGAAAUUUUACUAUUCCUUCCGAGGUGUUUGAAAGACGAUCUUAUGAACAUCUUCAAUAAGGGCUCUUUCUAAUUUAGGUAAUAAAAUAUGGCUAUUCUGGGAGUUAUAACUUUGGAAAUCGUAGUAGGCGGUUGCAUAUAAAGAUAUCGUUGUUUGGGCCUCAUGCUCAUUUCCUUAUGAUAAGUCCCAAGAGUGUCAAAGUGAUUAGUACAAAUUGAAGCUCUGCUAUGAACAAUUACAAUCAACCAAUGUUUUGCAGCGAAAACCUGGGUUGCAAAACAUACAGAAUGUCAAGAAGACCUGAACCAACCUACCGGACAAAAGCGAAAGGGAGGCUCUAAGAGGUUGCUGCGAAGCCCUAUUGUAUGUACUGCACCGCUCACUACAAAAUAACACCUCGAAUAGACAAUAGUCAUGUUAUGUGGUGUGAAUGAUGC